Antrostomus carolinensis (chuck-will's-widow) is the source of this 7760-nucleotide messenger RNA. It is a transcript of the gene MAP1B, whose product is annotated as microtubule associated protein 1B. The record is from RefSeq and is a predicted model, not a curated record. Gene Ontology annotation, cellular component: cytosol; neuronal cell body; microtubule. Gene Ontology annotation, biological process: dendrite development; axonogenesis; microtubule cytoskeleton organization. Bases 190 to 7227 code for a protein of 2345 amino acids. NCBI's taxonomy places the organism in Eukaryota, Metazoa, Chordata, Aves, Caprimulgiformes, Caprimulgidae. Gene Ontology annotation, molecular function: microtubule binding; actin binding. The transcript has 7 exons.
CGAUCAUGGGACACAAACUUGAUUGAAUGCAACUUGGAUCAAGAACUGAAACUUUUUGUGUCUCGCCAUUCAGCUCGAUUCUCUCCCGAAGUUCGAGGUCAGAAGAUUCUUCACCACAGAAGCGAUGUCUUAGAAACUGUAGUCCUGAUCAAUCCCUCAGAUGAAGCAGUUAGUACUGAGGUGCGCUUAAUGAUCACAGAUGCUGCGAGACACAAACUCCUUGUACUAACCGGACAGUGCUUUGAAAACACAGGAGAACUGAUUCUUCAGUCAGGGUCCUUCUCCUUCCAGAACUUCAUUGAGAUCUUCACAGAUCAAGAGAUUGGUGAAUUAUUGAGUACUACACACCCUGCCAACAAAGCCAGCCUAACUCUUUUCUGUCCUGAGGAAGGGGACUGGAAAAAUUCCAACCUUGACAGACACAACCUUCAAGACUUUAUUAACAUUAAACUCAACUCAGCUUCCAUAUUGCCCGAAAUGGAAGGACUCUCUGAAUUCACAGAGUAUCUGUCAGAAUCAGUAGAAGUGCCAUCGCCCUUUGACAUUUUGGAACCUCCAACCUCUGGAGGCUUCUUGAAACUCUCCAAACCCUGCUGCUAUAUUUUCCCAGGGGGAAGAGGGGACUCUGCAUUGUUUGCAGUGAAUGGAUUCAACAUGCUUAUCAACGGAGGAUCCGAAAGAAAAUCUUGCUUUUGGAAACUUAUCCGGCACUUGGACAGAGUAGAUUCCAUUCUGCUCACUCACAUUGGAGAUGACAACCUGCCAGGAAUCAAUAGCAUGCUUCAGCGAAAGAUAGCCGAACUAGAAGAGGAACAGUCCCAAGGGUCUACUACCAACAGUGACUGGAUGAAAAAUCUGAUCUCACCUGAUUUAGGAGUUGUAUUCCUUAAUGUUCCGGAGAACCUGAAGAACCUGGAUCCUAGCUUUAGAGUAAAAAGGAGUGUAGAAGAAGCUUGUUUUACUCUCCAGUAUUUAAAUAAAUUGUCUAUGAAGCCAGAACCUCUUUUCAGAAAUGUGGGAAAUACCAUUGACCCCAUCAUUUUAUUUCAGAAAAUGGGAGUUGGCAAGCUUGAGAUGUAUGUGCUUAAUCCUGUCAAAAAUAGCAAAGAGAUGCAGUAUUUUAUGCAGCAGUGGAGUGGUACUAACAAAGAUAAAGCUGAAUUCCUGCUAUCAAAUGGCCAAGAACUAGACAUUCCAUUAUCCUACUUCACCUCUGUCUCAUCCCUGAUUGUGUGGCAUCCAGCUAAUCCUGCAGAAAAAAUAAUCCGAGUUCUGUUUCCUGGAAACAGCACCCAAUAUAAUAUUCUAGAGGGAUUAGAAAAACUCAAACACUUAGACUUCCUUAAACAACCAACGGUUACACAAAAAGACCUAGCUGGGAACAUUGCUAGUCCAGCUGUGAAACAAGCAAAGUUGAAACAACGAGCAGACAGCAAGGAGAGUCUCAAGCCUGCUGCAAAGACACCACCAAGCAAGCCGGUCAGAAAAGAAUCUAAAGAAGAAACACCAGAGCCUGUGAAGCCUAGUCCAGCACCAGAAAAGCCUCAGAAGAUAGAAAGCAAAGAAAAAGUUCCAGUUAAAAAAGAGAAGGCAGCAAAGGUGGAGACCAAAGCUGUAGUGGCAGAAAAAGACGUAACAAGUAAAGAAGAACAAUUAUUAAAAUCUGAAAGUCCUGAAAAACAAGGUACAGAUGUAAAACCAAAAGCAUCAAAGGAGAAGCUAGUGAAAAAGGAAGUCAAAGUAAAACCUGAAGAAAAGAAAGAGGACAAAGAAAAAACAAAGAAAGAGGUUUCUAAAAAAGAGGAGAAAACACCCAUCAAAAAAGAGGAAAAACCCAAAAAAGAAGAGAUCAAGAAAGAAGUUAAAAAAGAGGUGAAAAAGGAAGAGAAGAAGGAAACUAAGAAGGAAGUAAAGAAAGAAGCUCCACCAAAGGAAGCUAAAAAAGAAGCUAAAAAAGAAGAGAAGAAGGAAAUUAAGAAGGAAGAAAAAGAAGCCAAAAAGGACAUCAAAAAGGUUCCUAAAGAAACAAAGAAGACAGCUGCUCUUUCAAAUGAAGCCAAAAAGCCAGCAGCAAAGCCUAAACCACAAAAGAAGGAGGAACCUUCCAAAAAAGAAGCAGUAUCUGCUGGAAAGCCAAAGGAAAAAGGAAAAGUUAAGACUGUGAAGAAGGAGAUUAAAGUCAGUGGAGCACAAGCUGCCCUUGCAGCAGUUGGAGUUGCUGCCACAACUGUAGCAGCUGUAGCAGCUGCAGAAAUUUCAGCCAGUGGAAAGGAGCUUGAAGCAGAGAGGUCCCUUAUGUCUUCACCAGAGGACUUAACAAAAGAUUUUGAGGAAUUAAAAGCUGAAGAAGUAGAAACAAUAAAAGAAACAAAACCUGAAGUUGCACUUAUAGAGGAUGAACUGAAACUCACUGGCACAGUACAAAAAGAGGCCUUUGAAGUACAAAAAGAAAAAUUAGAUAAUGAAGGACCUGCUGAGUCCUCUGAUGAAGGCAUAACUACCACAGAGGCUGAGGGUGAGUGUGAACAGACACCCGAAGAACUAGAACCUGUGGAAAAGCACAGGGUUGAUGACAAUGAAAAGUUUGAAGAUGAAGGUACUGGCUUGGAAGAAUCAUCUGAAGCAGGAGAUUAUGAGGAAAAGGCAGAGACAGAAGAAGCUGAAGAACAAGGUGAAGAUGAAGAAGAAAAGACACCACUGGACACCACAAAACCAUAUAUGGACAAAGUAAGAAAAAUUGAAGAGAGCUCAGAAGAAAUAAUGGCUGAAGCAGAUGCUAACAUUAAAACUGAAAAGUAUAUUGAGAAGGGAGAUUAUGAGGCAUCAGAUGAACGGGCUGAGGAAGACAGGGAAGAAGCAAUAGAAAAGGCAGAAACUGAAGAGACUGAAGAAGAGGAGGAAGACAAAGCAGAAGACAUCAGAGAUGAAGAGGAAACUGAAAAAAUAGAAGCUGAAGAAGAUUAUGUGAUGGCUGUAGUAGACAAAGCUGCAGAAGCUGGUGAAGUUGAAGAUAAAUAUGGCCUACUUAUAAUUACACCAACUAAGCGCUCAGAGCCACAGUCUCCAGCAGUUGAACCAGCAUCCUCUAUCCAUGAUGAGACAUUACCUGGUGGUUCAGAAAGUGAAGCCACCGUUUCUGAUGAAGAAAACAGAGAAGAUCAACCAGAGGAAUUCACUGCUACUUCAGGUUACACGCAGUCUACCAUUGAAAUAUCCAGUGAACCAACUCCAAUGGAUGAAAUGUCAACACCCCGGGAUGUCAUGAGUGAUGAAACUAACAAUGAGGAAAGCGAGUCACCCUCUCAGGAGUAUGUGAACAUUACCAAGUAUGAGACAUCACUGUACUCUCAAGAAUUUGGCAGACCUAAGCUCUCUCCCCUUCCAGAUGCUUUUAAUGGAUUAUCUGAAGGAUCCAAAACAGAGGCCACAGAAGGUAAAGACUAUAAUGCCUCAGCUUCCACCAUCUCACCACCUUCUUCAUUAGAGGAAGACAAAUUCUGCAAAUCUGCAUUCCAAGAUGUAUACAAGAUGCAAAAAGAAAGUGAAAUCCAAGGCACUGCUAAAUUAGAAAUCAAAGAACCCUAUCAAGAAGAUGUUGGUGGAAAACAUAGUCCAACCAAGAGUCCAGAUGACAGUUUGUCCCCUCCAUCACCUGUUGCCAAAACACCACUGAGUGAACGUAGUGUGAACUUUUCGCUCACUCCCAAUGAGAUCAAGGUCUCAUCUGAGCCUGUCCCCAUUGCUACAUUGCCUGAUGUACGUCAAGAAGUUGCUGAAGAGCACUGUGCGAGCCCUGAAGAUAAAACGUUGGAAGUAGCAUCUCCUUCACAGUCUGCUGCUGGUAGUGCUGGCCACACACCUUAUUAUCAGUCUCCCACUGAUGAAAAGUCCAGUCAGCUUCCCUCUGAAACCAGUGAAAAGUCAACAGAAGCUCCUGUUAGCUUUGAAUUCAGUGAAGUCAAAGAUGAAUCUGCAAAAUCCAGAAUAAGCCCUAUGGAUGAGCCUGUGCCAGAUUCAGAAUAUCCUAUUGAAAAGGUUCUCUCGCCUCUACGGAGUCCACCACUGAUAGGUUCAGAGACUACUUAUGAUACAUUUUUAAGUGCUGAUUUAAAGUCUCCCACUGGAGAUUACCAAAGUCCUUCUGAGGGGAAACCGGAAAAAGAAAAAUCACCUGUUCAGAUGAGCCCAGCUUCUGAAGCCAGCUCUGUGGGCCUUUUCCAAGAUAAACAAGAUGAAAAAAGCAUGGAGUUUAUGGUAAUAAAGGAAAGCUUCAGCCUAGAAAGGAAAAUGGAGGAUACAGAACCCAGCAGCUCCCAGUCUUCACUGGUAUUGGAUGAGCGGAAGUUAGCAGGUGAUCUCUCACCUACUCAAAUCGAUAUCAGUCAGUUUGGUUCUUUAAAAGAAGAUACCAAAAUGUCAAUUUCUGAAGGCACUGUUUCUGACAAGUCUGCAACUCCUGUUGAUGAGGUUGUAGCAGAAGACACCUAUUCGCAUAUAGAAGGAGUAGCUUCUGUCUCUACAGCAUCUGUUGCUACUAGUUCAUUUCCAGAACCUACUACUGAUGAUGUAUCUCCUUCUUUGCAUGCUGAGGUUGGAUCUCCCCACUCUACUGAAGUUGACGAUUCCCUUUCAGUGUCAGUUGUACAAACACCAACAACUUUUCAGGAAACAGAAAUGUCUCCAUCUAAGGAAGAGUGUCCAAGGCCCAUGUCAAUUUCUCCACCAGAUUUCUCACCUAAAACUGCAAAAUCAAGAACGCCAGUGCACGAUCACAGAUCUGAGCUGUCAACUAUGUCAGUAGAAUUUGGUCAGGAGUCCCCUGAGCAGUCUUUAGCAAUGGACUUUAGUAGGCAAUCUCCAGAAUAUCCUACUGUAGGCACUACUAUACACCAUAUAUCUGAAAAUGGACCAACAGAAGUAGAUUAUAGCCCUUCAGAUAUACAGGAGCCUACUUUUGCACGGAAGAUUUCCCCUGUGGAGCAGUCAUCUUACUCUCAGGAGAAAGAUAUUUCAGAAAUUAUUUCAGUUUCUCAAAUUGAAGCUUCAUCCUCAACUUCAUCAGCUCAUACACCUUCCCAGGUAACAUCACCACUGCCAGAGGAAACUUUUUCAGGUGCUGUUCCACCCAGAGAUAUGUCACUAAAUUCUUCUUUUACCUCAGAAAAGGUGCACAGCCUAGGAGAAAAGCUGUCACCAAAAUCUGACCUAUCUCCAUUAACUCCAAGGGAAUCUUCUCCUUUGUACUCUCCUAGUUUUCCAGAUUCACCUCCUGCAGUCACAGAAGCGGUGUCAGCUAGUCACACACCUUCGUUGUCACUGCAAGUGUCCUCUGUCAAAGCAUUUGGUUACCGGGAACCCCUAACAAAGCACAGUCCAGAACCUUUACUCAGCCCAGAAAAAGACGAUUCAGAGAAAAGCAGCAGGUCACCAGAUGAACUUAGUUAUUCUUAUGAGGCCACAGAGAAAACUAGUAGGUCACCUGAGGCCACAGAUUAUUCCUAUGAGAUAACUGCAAAAAAUAUGAGGUCAUCUGAGGCCACAGAUUAUUCCUAUAAAAUGACUGGGAAAACCACCAGGUCACCUGAGGCCCCAGAUUAUUCCUACGAGACAACAGGGGUAGCCACUAGGUCACCUGGCGACACAGAUUAUUGCUAUGUGACAAGAGGGAAAACCACCAGAUCACCUGAGGCCAGAGAUUAUUCCUUUGAGAUAAUUGGGAAAACCACCAAAUCACCUGAAGCCACAGAUUAUUCCUAUGAGAGGAUUGAGAAAGCUACCACAUCACCUGAUACUAUGGAUUAUUCCUAUGAGACAACAGGGGAAACCACUAAACCACCAGAAGCUAUUAGCUACUGCUAUGAGACAACUGGGAGAACCAGCGGGUCACCAGAGGCCAUGGUGUACUCUUAUGAGAAAACUGGGAAAGCCUCCAGUUCACCUGAAGCCACAGAUUACUCAUAUGAGACAACUGGGAGAGCCACCAGGUCACCUGAAGCUACUAGCUAUUCCUAUGAAGCAAGUGCACAUUUCACUCCAGGAAAAUCAUUAGCUGAAUCCCGUCAAGAUGUUGACUUAUGCCUCGUGUCCUCUUGCGAAUAUAAACAUCCCAAAACAGAACUUUCACCCUCAUUUAUCAACCCCAACCCCCUUGAGUGGUUUGCAAGUGAAGAACAGUCUCAAGAUCAACAGAAGCCACUAACUCAAUCCGGGGGAGCCCAGCCACCUUCUGGGGGAAAGCAGCAAGGGCGGCAGUGUGAUGAAACCCCUCCCACAUCCGUGAGCGAGUCUGCCCCAUCUCAGACUGAUUCGGAUGUUCCCCCUGAGACUGAGGAAUGUCCUUCCAUCACUGCAGAUGCUAACAUUGACUCGGAGGAUGAGUCAGAAACCAUUCCAACGGACAAGACAAUUACAUACAAACACAUUGACCCGCCACCUGUCCCAAUGCAGGAUCGCAGCCCUUCCCCUAGGCACCCUGAUGUUUCCAUGGUUGAUCCAGAGGCUCUGCCUGUUGAUCAGAAUUUGGGUAAACCUUUGAAGAAGGACCUCAAAGAAAAGACAAAGACAAAAAAGCAGGGUACUAAGACCAAGUCGUCUUCUCCUGUUAAAAAAAGUGAUGGUAAAUCAAAACAAGUGGCUUCACCAAAGCCAGCUAUAAAAGAAUCUUUAGACAAAAUUUCCAAAACAGCUUCUCCAAAAAAGAAAGAAUCUGUGGAGAAGGCAACCAAAAAUAUCUCUAAUCCAGAAGUAAAGUCUCGAGUGGAAGAGAAAGAUAAGGACACCAAGAAUGCAGCAAAUACAACAACUUCCAAGUCUGUGAAGACUGCAACCACAGGACCUGGGAAUACUAAGGUGGCAAAAUCUACAGCAGUGCCUCCAGGACCUCCAGUGUAUUUGGAUCUGGUGUAUAUUCCCAACCACAGCAAUAGCAAGAACGUUGAUGUUGAGUUUUUCAAGAGGGUGCGGUCAUCCUACUACGUGGUGAGCGGGAAUGAUUCUGCAGCCGAGGAGCCAAGCAGGGCUGUUCUGGACUCCCUGCUGGAGGGCAAGGCACAAUGGGAGAGUAACAUGCAGGUGACCUUAAUCCCAACCCAUGACUCAGAAGUGAUGAGGGAAUGGUACCAAGAGACCCAUGAGAAACAGCAGGACCUCAACAUCAUGGUUUUGGCAAGCAGCAGCACUGUUGUUAUGCAAGAUGAAUCCUUUCCCGCAUGCAAGAUUGAACUGUAAGAACAAGACCAUGCACCCCAAGAUUAAACUUUGUUUCCAGAAAUUCUUCAGUUUGAAAACACCUUUUCUAAAAAUUCAACCCAUCUAUUUCAACUGCUGAACUAUAUACCUGCCAAAUGCUGUACUGUGUCAUGGUGAUGCAAGUCACUAAUAUUUUUCAGUCUUUGCUGAUUGCUAAGGGAAAUAACAGUAUUCCCAUAGUAGGGUUCAAUUUACUGCAAAAAUACAGAUCUAGUUUCAUCUCUGCUGAAUGUUUGGAAACCAUGCACUAGCAGCCCUAACUGACUUCUGCCAGGUAGAGGCAUUUGCCCUCUACCUGGGAAAAACAAAGUGAGAGAAAGAGAGAGAGGGAUAGGAGGAGAAAGUGAUAAAUAAUUAGAUCUGCAUUAGUCUCAUGGCAAUAGAUGUGUCGCUUACUGCAGUCUGCUUAUGCUCUCACAUGAACGUAAAGUUUUAAAAUUGUGUCAAUCUGAGCUAUCGCAAAGGGGAUACUUUUUAUACAUAAUUAAGGUAGCCAGAAAACAAAAAGAAAC